Messenger RNA from Spathaspora passalidarum NRRL Y-27907, 561 nucleotides. RefSeq names its product guanylate kinase (gene GUK1). Lineage: Eukaryota; Fungi; Ascomycota; Pichiomycetes; Serinales; Debaryomycetaceae. Gene Ontology annotation, biological process: purine nucleotide metabolic process. Bases 1 to 561 code for a protein of 186 amino acids. The record is from RefSeq and is a predicted model, not a curated record. The transcript has a single exon. Gene Ontology annotation, cellular component: cytosol. Gene Ontology annotation, molecular function: GMP kinase activity.
AUGUCUAGACCUAUUGUUAUUUCUGGUCCUUCCGGAACUGGUAAAUCUACUUUACUUAAGAAAUUGUUUGCUGAGUACCCAAACAAGUUUGGAUUUUCUGUAUCAAACACUACUCGUAAGCCAAGAGCUGGUGAAGUCGAUGGAAAGGAUUACAAUUUCUCCACCGUGGAAGAAUUCCAACAAUUAAUUGCCGAAGACAAGUUCAUUGAAUGGGCUCAAUUUUCAGGCAACUAUUACGGUACUACCAUUAAGGCCGUCAAAGACGUUGCUGAACUGGGUAAGACUUGUUUGUUAGAUAUUGAUAUGCAGGGUGUCAAAUCUGUAAAGAAGACCGAUUUAAAUGCUAGAUACUUGUUUAUCAGUCCUCCUUCCAUCGACGAGUUAAAGCAAAGAUUACAAGGUAGAGGUACUGAAACCGAAGAAUCUUUAACUAAAAGAAUCGAUGCUGCUUCUGCUGAAAUGGAAUAUGCUAAAACUGGUGCUCAUGAUAAAAUUAUCGUCAAUGAUGAUUUAGAAAAGGCUUAUGUUGAAUUCAAGGACUUUAUUCUUGCCAAUGAAUAA